UUUUCUGGGCCAGUGCUUUGAGACUACAGCCUUGUCCUUGGCUUAGCUAAAGAGAUGGUUGAAUUUCAUUGGUGGCCAUAAUUAACUAUGUUCCAUCUGCAAAAUCACCAAGGGAGUAUUCUCCAUUAGUUGUCUAAAUCUAAUCCGGGACCAAAUGCGCCUUAAGUGUAGAGAAAUGUGCUGAUCUUUACUGCGUUAAUACAUGCAAGACAGGCAGAGUUUUGCCUGCAUAUGCUGUGGUCAUUAGGAGUCCGAUCAUGAAAUUGUAGUACUAUAAUAAAGCCACAGACUUACUGCAGUGCUUACAGCAGCUUUUGCAGAGGUAAAAAAAGGUUUAGGACUUAAAAGGCACGCAGUGUGAGAUGUAUCUAAUUUUAAAUGUUGAAUAAGUGCCAUAUAAACCAGACAGGGAUAGCCAGGUGCCAAAAGAGAGGAUUAUGUAGAUUAAAUAAUAUUUGUGCAUGUUAAGUCAGAUUUAUGUGUGUAGCGCUUGUAUGUUUCAAUGCAGCUUUACAGAAAAUGAUGAUGUUGAUGUUUAGAAUAUCUUAAUGUAUGUCUUCAUGUGUACUUUCAUAUUAUCUUUAUAUGAAAAGCUGGAUAAUAUUAUUACAUUUUUGUAUCUUUUAUCUCAAAGUGUCUUCGUUGUAGGCAUUGCAUUUCACAAGCUUUCCAUUUGAUGGAUGACCCUGAUGAGACGAUGCCAGGUUCUCGGUGCAAAAACACAAGCUGAACAUGGACGACACACAGGAAGAAGCCUCUGGAUCUGAGGCCCCUGAACAGGUCACCCAACCAUGGACGUUUUCCAAAUCAUCAUUGAUUAGAAAGCUGAGACAGCACUUAAUCAGUUCACGAUCGAGGCCCACCAUGGCGGCGCCGAGCUCCGGCGGACUCGAGGUCCUCCUCAGCACACUGCAGAACGCUGGAGACAUCGAGAGCAUGCUAAACAUCCUCAACGUCCUGGAUGAACUCUUGUCCGCAGGCACAGACAGACGGAUUCAUCAUAUGAUAUCAAAAGGAGGCAGCGAGGCUCUGCUGACGGCUCUGGUGAACUCAGCCUGCAGCUUCAUGCCCAACUACACCAUCCUACUGCUGCUGCUGCACCUGCUGGCCAAGGUGGGCUACCGAGAUCGUCAGAUUGGUCUUAAAGCGCAGAAGGCAGAUGCAGUUCUGGUGGUUCUGGGUUUGCUACGGCAGAAUACAGAGAACGCCCGGAGAGCCGCUGCCUGUCUUUGGGUUCUCAGAGUCUUCUGCUCUUCUGUGACCACGGCCGACCUGCUGGGGAAGAACCGAGGACUGGAUGUGGUCUUCAAACUUAUAUCUCCACACACCACCAAGCACCUUCGCACUGUCAAGGCGGCCGUCGACGCGUUCGCUGCAAUGUUAUGCUCAAAGGUCAACUGUCGGACUGCUGUCGUGAAAGGCUACAUCGCAGAGCUUCUGAAGCUGUACGAAGACUGGCACAGCAAUGACGUUGACCUUAAGAACAUUCCUAUCCGUAGAGCCCUACUUUAUUGUCUGCAACGUGCCACCAACUCGGCUGUGGGCAGAUACGCCCUGGUCACCGAAGGUGGCAUUGGUCUUCUUUUCCAGACCACUCAAACCUGCUUGACCAUGAAAGGCCUUGAAUCUCUGGUGGAACCAGCGAUCCAGCUGAUGAGGAAGUGCAAUCCCAAAGUCCCUCUUCCACUGACCUCAGAUAAGAGCGCCUUCAGCUUUCCUCUUCCUGGGAGGCCUGUCGAUGACUUGGAUGCUGAUUUAGGACUUUACGAUGGCAGUUUAGAAGAUGACAGUGACGAAGACGCGGAGAACGAGGAGCCAGACAACAGGGACUACGAGGAUGACCUGGAAACAGAUGUGAACAAGCUCCGUCCCCGACCAGAGCCCGACCGGCCCCUAGAGCAGCUGGGCCAAUAUGUGCGUCUCUGCCCUGAGCUGCACCAUGACUUCCAGGAUUUGGACUCCAGCUCUGAGAUUGAUGAAAGCUCGGAUGAUGACAGCACUCUGGAAGGAGACUCGAACGACAAGAUGCCGAGUGACCAGAAAAGCUCCGAGCUGCCCUCCGACCUGCCCUCCGACCGAGAUGAAAACCACCUUCAGACGAGCGACUUCCAUAAGCAUUACCUCAACUGCUCUAGGAAAGGCCAAGAAGGCCACUCUAGUAUGGUGGACAGGCUUCUGGAGAAGUACGGGAUCUGCAUUCCCAAUCACGAUCCACGUCUCUACGCUGCCACUGCAGCUAAUACAAAGUCUAUUGCUGGAUAUUCCAUCCUAGCCUUCCCUGACUUCUGGGGACACCUGCCCCCACAAGAGCAAGAGCCCAUGGCUAAAAGACCACCGCAUGUGCAGAGAAAGAAAGUUUUCGAAGACAUUCAGCGUCUCAUCUGUCCAGAGGACAUCAUCAACAAGGUUGUUUUUGACAUGGACGAUCCCAGUCCACAGAGUUCUCCCGAUAUGUGUCCCAGUUCCCUUCGGUUCUUCUCCAAAUUUGAAAGUGGGAACCUGCGAAAAGCCAUUCAAGUCCGCAGUCAUGAAUAUGAUUUGAUUCUCAAUGCUGAUGUCAACUCCUCUGCACACUGUCAGUGGUUCUAUUUUGAAGUCAGCGGCAUGGUGGCCAAGGUGCCUUAUCGGUUCAACAUCAUCAACUGUGAGAAAGGAAACAGUCAAUAUAACUACGGCAUGCAGCCUGUGCUGUAUUCUGUGAGGGAGGCGCUGGAGGGCAGACCACACUGGGUGCGAACAGGCUCUGAGAUCUGCUAUUACAGAAAUCACUUCUGCCCUAGAAGAGAUCAAAAACGUUCUUUCUACACACUGACCUUCACUGUGACCUUUCGCCAUGAAGAUGACGUGUGCUACUUGGCCUACCAUUACCCUUAUACCUACACCACCCUUCAGACCCAUUUGAAGAUGCUGGAGAAGUCUGUAGACCCACGGAAAGUUUUCUUCAGGCAACAAAACCUCUGUGACACGCUGGCGGGAAACUCCUGCUCCUUAGUCACGAUCACAGCCUGCCCCACUUCCAGAGCCUGGAAACAUCUGCACCAGCUGCGUAACCGGCCAUGUGUGGUGCUGACAGCAAGGGUUCAUCCAGGAGAGAGCAAUGCCAGCUGGGUACUGAAGGGCACGCUGGAGUUCUUGUGCAGCAGUGAUCCUGUAGCCGAGAGCUUGAGAGAGGCCUACAUCUUUAAAAUCAUCCCCAUGCUCAACCCUGACGGAGUCAUUAAUGGCAAUAAUCGCUGUUCUCUCACCGCUGAGGACCUCAACAGACAGUGGCUGAAGCCAGACCCCAAUUUAAGCCCCACAAUUUACCACACCAAAGGCUUCCUCUAUUACCUCAACAGCAUAGGCAGGACUCCGCUGGUGUUUUGCGAUUACCACGGUCACUCCAGGAAGAAGAAUGUGUUUCUGUAUGGCUGCAGUAUGAAGGAAACCCUGUGGCAAUCUGGAUCUACCAUUAACACGGCCUCCCUGAAAGAAGACCCGGGAUACAGGACUAUUGCUAAAACUCUGGACCGGAUAGCUCCUGCGUUCUCCUUCAACAGCUGCAACUAUCUGGUGGAAAAGUCUCGGGCGUCCACAGCACGUGUCGUCGUUUGGAGGGAGAUUGGAGUCCUUCGUAGCUACACCAUGGAAAGCACUUACAAUGGCUGCAAUCAAGGCAUCUACAAGGGGUUGCAGACAGGGACGCGGGAGCUGGAGGAGAUGGGAAUGAAGUUCAGCCAGAGUCUUCUCACCCUCAGGAGGAACGCCAUCCAUUAUAACAGCCGUCUGAUCCACCACGCAUCUGCCCUGUUAGACCUGGACGACAGGCUUCUCGACCACAAAUCCAAUAAUUGUUUCGAGGACGACGAGCCGCCCUGCAUGGAGGAGAUCGAAUAUUCAUCCUACAGCGACCCGUCUGGUGCCAACGAACUGGACACAGAGGUGAACGGUAACACAUCCAGUGAGGAAGAGGAUGAAGAAGAUGCAGAGAUCUGUAGGAACGGGAGGCGGCGUAACGACAGCAAGUCCCACCACGUUCCUCACUACUUGAAACAGGACGCCCUGGAGACUCUGACGAUCAAGGGUGGACAGUGUAACGGCAUUGACAUCAGUAACGGCUACUUGUAUUAAUUAGGCCUCUUUUGUUUGUCUUUUCUGUUAUUUAUAUUUUAUAUUAGCUGAUCUUGAGAGUGAAACCAAAAUAUUUAGUAUUCAGUUUUUGUCCAAGAAUCAAAAUUAGACAUGCACACCUGCAGAUCAUUUACUAGCCCCUAAUAGAAACUAUUUGAAUAUGUAUUUCCCACAUAAAACUGCACUUGAAGAGUAAUUCACUAUUGGAUAAUCCUAAUGGCAUGAUGAGCUCAUACUUUAGUCUAUGUGGUGAAUCAUCUGCAGGCGUUGUGGGUUUGUUUACGAUCGCUCUUACUGUAAACUAGAGGCCGGUAGAUUGCUGUAUAACUGGUCUUCCAAUGAAACUAGUAAUUAAACACUUGACAUUGUAAGAUAGAACUGCAUAUAAGGUUUACCUUAAUAAUAUAUAUUUAUUAACUUAGAUUGUGAAAAUCAGUAUUUAUGGGUAUUAGUUCCAAAGUGAUGCAUACAAGUGAGAUAUAUAUAUAUAUCAAAAUUACUGUAUCACUUUGUUUCUUUUUUAUAUAUAUACACUAUCGUCUAAAAGUUUGGGAUCAGUAAGAUUUUAGUAUGUUUAAAAGAAGUCUCUUACAUUCAUCAAGGCUGCAUUUAUUUGGUCAAAAAUAGAGUAAAAACAGUAAUACUAUGUUUAUAUAUAUAUAUAUAUAUAUAUAUAUAUAUAUAUAUAUAUAUAUAUAUAUAUAUUACUACUAUUAUUCAGCAAGGAUAUGUUAAAUUGGUUUUAAAAAAUACAGUAAAGACAUAUAUUGUUACAAAAGAUUUCCAUUUUUUAAAUAAAUGCUGUUCUUUUUAACUUUUUAUUCGUCAAAUAAUCCUAAAAAAAAUGUUUCUAAAAAAUGAAAUGAAAUUAAAUAGAAUUAAAUUUGGUAGCACAACUGUUUCCAACAUUGGGAAUAAUCUUUUUAUUUUCUUUUUUCAUUUUAUUUUUGUUUUCAGAUAAUUUGUGUUUUUUGUUUGUUUGUUUUUUUUUAUUUCCUUUUGUUUUAUGUUAAAUAAUAUAAAUAAUGUAGUAAGAAUAUGAGCUAUUAUUUCAAUUUAAAAUAAGGUUUUUUAAUUUAAAAUUCUUCUUUCUGUCUUUCUUUCUUUCUUUCUUUCUUUCUUUUUAUUCAUCAAAGAAUGUUCAUUUCUAAAAAUAAAAUAAAAUAAUAAUUUAGUAGCACAACUGUUUCCAACAUUGGUAAUAAUCUUUUUAUUUUCUUUUUUUCAUUUUCUUUUCGUUUUCAGAUUAUUUGUGAAUUUUGUUUCUUUGUUAUUGUUUUUUUUUAUUUUAUUUCCUUUUGUUUUAUGUUAAAUAAUAUAACACAAAUAAUAUAGUAAGAAUAUGAACCAUUAAUUUAAUUUAAAAUAAAUUUUGAAUUUAAUUUUUUUCUUUUUUUUUUUUUCUUUUUUUUUUUUUUUUUAAUUUGUAUUCAUCAAAGAAUUUCAGUUCUGACAACUGCUUUCAACAAUGGUAAUAAAUCAGAUGCUGAAAAUUUGCCACCACAGGAUUAAGUAUUUAUUUAUGUAUUUUUCAUUACUAUUCAGCAAUGAUAUGUUAAAUUGAUUUUAAAAUAACAGUAAAGACUUAUUUAAUUCAUCAAAGAAUCCUGAAAAAAGUU
Messenger RNA from Labeo rohita (rohu), 5729 nucleotides. RefSeq names its product cytosolic carboxypeptidase 4. Lineage: Eukaryota; Metazoa; Chordata; Actinopteri; Cypriniformes; Cyprinidae. The record is from RefSeq and is a predicted model, not a curated record. The coding region runs from base 733 to 4110 and encodes 1125 amino acids. The transcript has 25 exons. Gene Ontology annotation, molecular function: metallocarboxypeptidase activity; zinc ion binding. Gene Ontology annotation, biological process: proteolysis; C-terminal protein deglutamylation; protein side chain deglutamylation.